Synchiropus splendidus (mandarinfish) is the source of this 7024-nucleotide messenger RNA. It is a transcript of the gene rerea, whose product is annotated as arginine-glutamic acid dipeptide (RE) repeats a. The transcript is spliced from 22 exons. The record is from RefSeq and is a predicted model, not a curated record. Gene Ontology annotation, biological process: regulation of DNA-templated transcription. Gene Ontology annotation, molecular function: transcription corepressor activity; chromatin binding; sequence-specific DNA binding. Gene Ontology annotation, cellular component: nucleus. Bases 811 to 5451 code for a protein of 1546 amino acids. NCBI's taxonomy places the organism in Eukaryota, Metazoa, Chordata, Actinopteri, Syngnathiformes, Callionymidae.
CACGGCACCAUCGAACCUCUCUACCAUGAACACCCACGCAUCACCUUUUUAUUUUUAUCCGCGACUUGUUUUUUAAUCCAGUCCGUGUUUUUGUUUCGCUCGUGUGUGGAGUGUGUUGGGGCUAAUUCUCCUGCACUAGUGUCUGGAUAAAGAAAGACUAGGUCAGCCAUGUGGAUGCGUCUGUUGAACAGCUGAAGAGAAGGAGGAGGAGGAGGAGGGAGGGAGUGUGUGUGAGUAGGAAAGAGAGAGACAAGAGGGGGGAGCGUGUGUGGAAAAAGGAAGCAGAGCCUGUAAACGGCGAACUCGCUGGUUUCCUUCCCUCGAUACAUCGCUGUUUAGUUUUCAUGUGGACGCUUUCAUCGUGGACUGUUUCUCUUCGGACGGACCGACGUGGAGCGGGACCGGUCCUUCACCUUCAAUUUACAAAUUCACCUCCUCUGCUGUGACCCCGAACGUCGAUUUCGGGUCGUCUUUUGUUGGAGCAAGUGCUCGACCCAAAUCGUGGAGAGCAGCUUUUUAAAAGAUCGUGGGGAUGAGAGAUAAGAGUUGCUGAUUCUGGAUUCGCUCCAGCUGGCUCGGCUUUUUAUGUUCGGAGGGGCAAGGAUCGCGUUUUUUUAAACUUGUUUGCAGCCGUGUUUGGGACCCCAAGAAUCAGCAGACUGGCGGCUUUUCUGAAACGCUGGGGUUGUUGGUGUGGCCAAAUUUUCCCUGGAUUUGACUGGUAAAUUCAGAAGACUGAAGCCCAGGCUCACAGUCUACCUUUCACGGAGGCCCAGCCGUGAGAGGACUGAGGAAGGCACGUGGCGGAUCAUGACGGCCGACAAAGAGAAGGAGAGGGAGAAAGAACGGGACAGAGAUAGAGACAGAGACCGGGACAAAAGAGAAGCCGGUAAGUCCCGUCGGCAAGACGGCGGCGACCGCGAGAGCGAAAGCUCAAGGCCCAGACGCAGUUGUACCCUGGAAGGCGGGGCCAAGAACUAUGCAGAGAGUGAGCACAGCGAGGACGAGGACAACGACAACGGCAGCACGGGAGGAGGCAGUGGCACGGCGGAGGAGGCCGGAAAGAAGGGCAAAAAGAAGAUGCCCAAAAAGAAGUCACGCUACGAGCGCACAGAAAAUGGAGAAAUCACUUCUUUUAUAACAGAAGACGAUGUUGUUUACAGACCAGGAGAUUGUGUGUACAUCGAAAGUCGUCGGCCCAACACACCCUACUUCAUUUGUAGCAUUCAGGAUUUCAAGCUGAGUAAACGGGACCAUCUGCUGAUGAAUGUGAAAUGGUACUACCGCCAGUCAGAGGUGCCUGACUCUGUCUACCAGCACCUGGUGCAGGAUCGCAACAAUGAGAAUGACUCUGGCCGGGAACUGGUAAUCACAGAUCCAGUAGUCAGAAGCAGAGAACUCUUCAUAUCCGACUAUGUGGACACUUAUCAUGCUGCUGCUCUCAGGGGGAAAUGCAACAUUUCCCAUUUCUCUGACAUUUUUGCUGCCAGGGAGUUCAAAGCUCGAAUUGACUCCUUUUUCUAUAUCCUUGGAUAUAACCCAGAGACCAGGCGACUAAACAGCACGCAAGGGGAGAUCAGAGUUGGUCCUAGUCAUCAGGCCAAGCUCCCAGAGUUGCAGCCCUUUCCUGCUUCUGGUGGACAAGCAGUGACUGAGAAUGAGGAGCUGGUCUGGAUGCCCGGGGUCAACGACUGUGAUCUCCUCAUGUACCUCAGAGCCGCACGGAGCAUGGCUGCCUUUGCAGGGAUGUGUGACGGAGGCUCAACUGAAGAUGGAUGUCUUGCUGCCUCUCGAGAUGACACUACGUUAAACGCACUUAACACUCUUCAUGAAAGCAGCUAUGACGCAGGCAAAGCUCUCCAGCGACUUGUGAAGAAGCCCGUUCCCAGGUUGAUAGAAAAGUGCUGGUCUGAAGAUGAAGUGAAGCGCUUCAUUAAGGGGCUGAGACAGUUUGGCAAAAACUUCUUCAGGAUCCGGAAAGAGCUGCUGCCCAACAAAGAAACGGGCGAGUUAAUUACCUUCUACUACUAUUGGAAAAAGACGCCAGAGGCAGCCAGUUGUCGAGCACAUCGCAGACAUCGCCGCCAACCUAUCUUCCGACGCAUCAAGACCAGAACGGCUUCAACUCCAGUCAACACUCCCUCUCGCCCCCCUUCUAGUGAAUUCUUGGACCUCAGCUCAGCCAGUGAAGAUGACUUUGACAGUGAGGACAGUGAACAGGAGCUGAAGGGCUACGCUUGCCGACACUGUUUCACAACCACCUCCAAGGACUGGCACCACGGGGGUCGGGAGAACAUCUUGCUGUGCACCGACUGUCGCAUUCACUUCAAGAAGUACGGUGAACUGCCCCCCAUCGAGAAGCCUGUGGACCCGCCGCCAUUUAUGUUCAAACCUGUCAAAGAGGAAGAAGAUGGACUCAGUGGGAAGCAUAGCAUGAGGACCAGACGGAGCAGAGGCUCGAUGUCGACGCUACGUAGUGGUCGUAAGAAGCAGACAGCCAGUCCUGAUGGUCGAGCCUCGCCUACCAACGAGGAUCUACGCUCCAGCGGUCGGACGUCACCCAGCGCAGCAAGUACUGACAGCACCGACAGCAAGACUGAAACGAUGAAGAAACCCAGCAAGAAGAUCAAGGAGGAGGCUCCUUCACCCAUGAAGAGUGCCAAACGCCAGAGAGAGAAGGGCGCGUCUGAUACAGAGGAGCCAGAGAGGACCAGUGCCAAAAAGUCCAAAACACAAGAACUGAGCAGAGCAGACUCACCCUCAGAGUGCGAGGGUGAAGGUGAGGGAGAGGGGGAGAGCUCGGAUGGGCGAAGCGUCAACGAAGAGCUCAGCAGCGAUCCUAAAGACAUUGACCAGGACAACCGCAGCUCCUCACCGAGCAUCCCCAGUCCUCGGGACAAUGAGAGCGACUCGGACUCUUCAGCUCAGCAGCAGCAGCUUCUGCAGAACCAGCAUCCCCCGGUCAUCCAGUGUCAGCCCAGCACCUCGACUUUGUCCUUGGUGCCUCCUCCUUCCACGUCAUUGGCACCUCCACUGCCUGCGCAGGUGUCCCCCACAGCGGCCUCCACCUCACAGCCGCUCCCACAGACAAGCCCCAUCGCUCUGAUCCAGUCCGGAGCGCCAUUACAUCCGCAAAGGCUCCCCUCACCACAGUCGCCGAUGAGUCAGGCUCCACCUCCCGGUCCUCCGGUACCACCCCAGUCUUUGCCCGCCCCCCAUCAUGGACCCAUGCCUCCCAUGUCGCAUCCUUUACAGGCUGGCCCCUCCCACAUGCCACACCCUCACUCCUUACCCCCUCAGGGGUUCCCCAUGGGUCAAUCUCCGGGCCAACCUCCGUCAAUAUCACAGCAGAGACCACACACACCUCCUCCCCAGUCCCUGCCCUCCUCUCAGAGUGGACCUCAGCCACCCAGAGAACAGCCUCUGCCCCCUGCACCAAUGUCAAUGCCUCAUAUAAAACCUCCGCCAACAACACCCAUCCCUCAAAUGUCGAACCCCCAGAAUCACAAACACCAGCCCCAUGUUUCAGCACCUCCGUUUCCUCAAAUGCCUUCAAACCUUCCCCCACCUCCAGCCCUCAAACCCCUCAGCUCUCUAUCCACCCACCACCCCCCAUCAGCACAUCCACCUCCUCUGCAGCUCAUGCCACAGGGUCAACAGCUUCAGCCUCCUCCUGCCCAGCCUCCUGUCCUCACCCAGUCCCAGAACCUCCCGUCGUCAUCCAGCCAUGUGCCUCCCACAGCUCCAUCUCUACCCCCCACAGCUCCAUCUCUACCCCCCACAGCAGCCGCCUCGCACCCCAGCGGACCACCUCAACCUCCGUUCUCCUCGCACCCAUACAAUACAGUUCUACCUCCGACAGGCCCGCCACAGUCCUCAUCGAGUUCAAUGCCGGGUUUACCACCCCAAACCUCCACAGCUGCAUCUUCCUCAGUCUCGAUGCCGCUCCCUGCCUCGGUGCCCUGCGCCAGUCUUGGGCAGACGCUCCCCCCUAUACAUAUCAAAGAAGAACCUCUGGACGAGUCUGAGGAGCCGGAGAGCCCCCCGCCCCCACAGAGAAGUCCCUCACCAGAACCCACGGUCGUCAACACGCCGAGUCACGCCAGCCAGUCGGCAAGGUUCUACAAGCACCUGGAUCGCGGCUACAACUCGUGUGCGAGGACGGAUUUCUACUUUACCCCACUGGCUUCAUCCAAACUGGCCAAGAAGCGAGAGGAAGUGCUUGAGAAAGCCAAAAGGGAAGCAGAGCAGAAAGCACGGGAAGAGAAGGAGAGAGAGCGGGAGCGAGAGAAGGAGCGAGAAAGAGAGCGGGAGCGAGAGAAAGAGGCUGAGCGAGCAGCGAAAGCCUCCAGUUCUUCUCAUGAGGGCCGGAUGAGUGAACCUCAGAUGGCUGGCCCUGCCCACAUGCGUCCACCGUUCGAUGGCCCCCCCACCACCAUCGCAGCUGUGCCUCCAUACAUCGGGCCGGACACACCCGCUCUGCGGACUCUCAGCGAGUACGCCCGGCCCCAUGUCAUGUCCCCCACAAACAGAAACCACCCAUUCUUUGUGUCCCUAAACCCUGCGGACCCCUUGCUGGCCUAUCACAUGCCCAGCCUGUACAAUGCUGACCCUGCCAUGAGGGAGCGUGAGCUCCGAGAGCGGGAGAUGAGGGAACGUGAGAUACGGGAGCGAGAGCUCAGAGAGCGCAUGAAGCCAGGUUUUGAGGUCAAGCCUCCAGAGAUGGACUCUCUCCACCCCUCCACCAAUCCCAUGGAGCACUUUGCCCGCCAUGGAGCCAUCACCCUGCCCCCUAUGGCUGGACCUCAUCCCUUCGCCUCCUUCCAUCCCGGACUAAACCCGCUGGAGCGUGAUCGACUGGCCCUUGCCGGACCUCAGCUGCGACCGGAAAUGAGCUACCCAGAGAGGCUGGCGGCCGAGAGACUCCAUGCGGAAAGGAUGGCCACUGUGGCCAACGACCCCAUCGCCCGACUGCAGAUGUUCAACGUGACGCCGCAUCACCACCAGCACUCGCACAUCCACUCUCACCUGCACCUGCACCAGCAAGACCCUCUCCACCAAGGUGGUGGUGAAUGCCUUGUGUGUCCUCCAGGUUCCGGGGCCCAUCCGCUGGCCGUGGAUCCCCUCGCAGCAGGACCACACCUGGCUCGGUUCCCGUAUCCACCCGGCGCCAUCCCCAACCCGCUCCUGGGACAGCCUCCACACGAACACGAGAUGCUGCGCCACCCAGUCUUUGGUACCCCAUAUCCCCGGGACCUGCCAGGAGGUCUGCCCCCACCCAUGUCUGCUGCUCACCAGCUGCAGGCCAUGCACGCUCAGUCAGCAGAGCUCCAGAGGCUGGCCAUGGAGCAGCAGUGGCUGCACGGGCACCACCACAUGCACGGAGGGCCGCUGCCGGGCCAGGAGGACUACUACAGCCGAUUAAAGAAAGAGAGCGACAAGCAGCUGUAGCCACACUAGGGAGGCGGUGACUGACUGUGCAGGACUGUGGAGGUCGUUCCAGAACCAUCCAACAGGAGGCGCCUCUCAAAAACACAAAGAACAGGCCAAGUGGAUCAUCGGAGAAUUAUUAUUUUCUUUUUGUUCCCGCCAAGACUGUUUUUUUUUUUUUUCCACUGUGGUACCUAGCCAGUAGUGAGGACGUCCUGCAUGACGACGCUUUUCCGGACUUCUCCAGUAGGUGCUAGAACUCCACACUGUGCUGAUCAACCACACAAAGACCGGUCCCACCAUUUAUGGAAGAAAUCCAACAUUUAUUUUGAUACAUUGUGGUAUUCUUUUUUUAUGGUUUUAAAAAGAAGCUAGCGCAUGGCUCCCCCCUCGAGUCUGUAAAUAGUAUAUAUGAACAUAUAAUUAUUAUUAUGACUAGCUGUGGACUCAAUCGUUUCAACCUGCAGUCGUUCUGAGGGAAGCGCCACGUUCACACAUCCAUCACACUCGGGUUACACACCUGAAUGUGUCGAGAGUUGAAACACUUGAAGAGAGGUGGCGCUGUUGUCGCGCCACAUGACAAAAACUAGUUUGCACUGAAAAGAAAUGCUAAAUUGGUUUUCUCACACUUGAAUCAUGAUAAUUGAGUGAAACUUGAUUUUUUUUUUUUUUUUUAAAGGGAAUCACGUUUUUUCCUUUGUAUCCGGGCACUACAUUUUUAAAAUGGAUUUUAACCCCACAGGUCAGGAUGCUUAUUUUAAUGGACGAAUGAACUCAAAUGUCGCUGUGUCGGCCUGCUCUGGUCUGGUCCAGUCCACCAUGUGUGUUGCAGUGUCCUGAUGCUGUGAUGACCUGGGCCUGCGGGGUCUCAUGUUUGCCUUGUUGACACACACACACACACACACACACAAACCCCUACACACACCUGCCUGAGUGUGUGUGUGUGUGUUGCUGACUGUUACAUGUCGUGGUGAGUCGCCACACACGAGCCCUCAAUUUUAACUUCUGUUGUGCCGCCGUGACGUAUUUUAUUUCGGGGUCUAAGACUGUUGAGCUGUUGCGGCCUUUUAAACUUUUUUUAUGUUAACCAAAUGAAGAAACUGUACUGGCAUUUGAACGUCGUCCCACCACGGUUUUUAGAGUCAUCAGCCAAAUCAUACCCGCAUUUUUUUAAAAGUCUGACCAGAACCUGUUGCUCUGUCUCUUCCUCCUCUCCUCAGACACACUCCUCCUACGUCUCCCCCCUUUUUUGCCUCUUUUUUGUGUCUCCAGUCCUUCGGUGUUAAGUGUCGUCGAUGGUUUAGCUUCUCGUUUGAAAGCGGCAAUAGCAGAAUGUGGAUUCUGACUGCUAAGAUUUAUAUAUAUACUGGUAUCUUGAAGCUUAUUGUACAUACGAGUUAGUCACCAUGGGAUGACACAAUGUAAACAAAAAGUAGAAAUAAUAAGAAAAAUUGUGAGUCCUGUGUUCUCUCCAUUUGAGUAUUUUGUAAUUUUUUUGGAAAAAUUUGUGGAAUUAAAAUAAACGACUAAGUUACACCACAAAAUUUGACUUCUCUUGUAAGGUUUUUCCCUCCGUAGCUCAACCAAUACAUGU